AUGGAACCAAGAAACAACACACACGUUUUAGAAUUUGUCCUAUUGGGGUUUUCACAGGACCCAGACCUGCAGCCUGUGAUAUGUGGCCUUUUUCUUUCCAUGUACUUGAUCACUGUAGUUGGAAACUUGCUCAUCAUUCUGGCCAUCGUCUCAGAUGCCAACCUGCACACUCCCAUGUACUUCUUUCUGUCUAACCUGUCAUUUGUGGACAUAUGUUUCACCUCCACCACUGUCCCCAAGAUGCUAGUGAACAUUCAAAUGAAGAGAAAAACUAUUAGCUAUGCAGAUUGCAUUACUCAGAUGUACUUUUUUCUGGUUUUUGUGGAACUGGACAACUUCCUCCUGGCUGUGAUGGCCUAUGACCGUUAUGUGGCCAUUUGUCAUCCCCUGCAUUACACUGUCAUUAUGAACCACAGACUCUGUAGGUUUCUGGUCCUUGUAUGCUGGAUUGUGAGUGUUCUGCAUGCCUUGUUACAAAGCACGAUGGUGCUGCGGCUGUCUUUCUGCACAGACUUGGAAAUCCCACACUUCUUCUGUGAAUUGAACUAAGUGGCCCAGCUCACCAGCUCUGACACCUUUAUUAAUGACGUGGUCAUGUAUUUUGCACUUGUGCUAUUGGCUACUGUUCCUCUCUCUGGCAUCCUUUACUCUUACACCAAGAUAGUGUCAACCGUACGGGGAAUCUCCUCAGCCCAGGGGAAGUACAAGGCAUUUUCCACCUGCGCAUCGCACCUCUCAGUUGUCUCCUUAUUUUACUGCACAGGCCUAGGAGUGUACCUCAGUUCUGCUGCAAGCCACAGCUCACAAGCAAGUGCGAUAGCCUCUGUGAUGUACACGGUGGUCACCCCCAUGCUGAACCCCUUCAUCUACAGCCUGAGGAAUAAAGAUGUGAAAGGGGCCUUGAAGAGGCUCUUAGGAGGAAAACUAUGA
Acomys russatus (golden spiny mouse) is the source of this 930-nucleotide messenger RNA. Its product is annotated as olfactory receptor 1078-like. Gene Ontology annotation, molecular function: G protein-coupled receptor activity; olfactory receptor activity. Gene Ontology annotation, biological process: G protein-coupled receptor signaling pathway. The record is from RefSeq and is a predicted model, not a curated record. Gene Ontology annotation, cellular component: membrane. The transcript has a single exon. Lineage: Eukaryota; Metazoa; Chordata; Mammalia; Rodentia; Muridae.